AUAUAUGAUUGGCGCGUGCGCAAUGUUAAUUGUACAAGAAGUGCGACUUGUCAACAUUUUAGGCUAAACAACGAUGUAUAAGUAUGAUGAUGGGUGAUCAGUUUCGUAAGGUUGAACAAUAUUCGCCGAAAUCUUCACCGAGAGGGGCGAGAUCCCCAGUUGUUUCACGCCAGGAUUCAACGGGAACAUUAAAAACGACCAUUCUAUUGGGAAAAAAUCCUUCCAUUGUCCCCAGUGGACCUUUCUAUUUGAUGAAGGAACCUCCAGGGGACUCAGAACUGACUGGAGCUACGAAUUUGAUGGCCUAUUAUGGCCUUGAACAUUCUUAUAGUAAAUUUAGUGGCAAAAAAUUAAAAGAGCAGCUAUCAAGCUUCCUUCCAACCCUUCCGGGUGUUAUCGAUACUCCAGGACAAAACGAUAAUAGUUCAUUGAGGUCUGUCAUUGAAAAACCUCCAAUCGGAGGAAAAGAAUUGUUACCAUUAACCAGUGUACAAUUAGAUGGUUUUCGAUUACAUCCAGGACCUCUCCCUGAACAAUUUAGGUACGCAAAUCAGACCCCAAUAAAGAAACACAAGAAUAAACAUAAAAAGCACAAGUACAAAGACGGUAGCAUACCAAGUCAAGAAACCCCCAUUACGGAAAUCGGCCAGGACACUCACGAAAAGAAACAUAAGAAACAAAAAAGACACGACGAGGAUAAGGAACGAAAGAAGCGAAAAAAGGAGAAGAAACGUAAAAAACAGAAACAUAGUCCUGAACAUAGCGGCGGCUUGACCCCUAGCCAACACUCAAAUUCUUGAAUUAUAUAUUUUUAAAUGUACAAAUCGUUUUUAUUUAUGUUUAAUUCACACUAUUGUAUCAUAA
Messenger RNA from Onthophagus taurus, 864 nucleotides. It is a transcript of the gene MED19, whose product is annotated as Mediator complex subunit 19. The record is from RefSeq and is a predicted model, not a curated record. Gene Ontology annotation, molecular function: transcription coregulator activity; transcription factor binding. NCBI's taxonomy places the organism in Eukaryota, Metazoa, Arthropoda, Insecta, Coleoptera, Scarabaeidae. Gene Ontology annotation, cellular component: mediator complex. Gene Ontology annotation, biological process: positive regulation of transcription by RNA polymerase II.